AACCCCACAGGCCACAGCCACAGCACAGCAAAUGCAGGGGUGGUGCCAUGACCACCUCCUGAGAAAACAAAAAUAAUAAUAUUAUUAUUAUUAUUAUGGCAGAGGUCUCCUCCUCCUCCUCCCCCUCCUACCUUAACCUCCUCGACCCAGAACCCAACGACGUCGCUCCUCAAACUCAAACCCUAAUCCUAACCCUAGACUCCCUCUCCUACUGGUCUAACCUCUCUGACCCCCAAUUCCCUCUAAACGAUCUCUAUUCACCCCGCAGAUCAACCCUUCUCAUUCGAUCCCUUCCAGAGGACGAAGACGUUUCCGAUAUUGAUUCUAUUGCCAACGCUGCUGACCUGUACGCCCGCGAUAACCAGGUUAAUUUUGUCAUGGAUCUGUUCCACCAACGUGUCGACCAGUCCCAGGUAAUGGGUGACGCCCAUUUGGUCUGCGAAGCCCUUAACGAUUCACUUUUUGGGGUUAUUGAGGGCAACCUCGAUGUGGGUAUUGAUGAUGGGUUGGACCUCGAUUUAGGGCUAGGGCUAGACUUAGGGUUUCGGGUGGAUAGACAUUGUUUCGAUGGGGACGAGAGCGAUAAUUGUGGUUUUAUGGUUGAAAACUGUGCUGGUGGGUGGUGCGCUUCCACUGCUUAUGAUGACCAUGAUGAUGAUGAUGAUGAUGAUGAUGAUGGUUUUUUUGUGGGGCAGAGGGUUUCGAGGUCCGAAUCGGUCCAGCCACGGUCCACGGUUAGCGCGGGGGAACGCGUUUGGCUUUCUGGGUUCGGAUCCGAUGAUUCAGACGAGGAUGAGAACGACCUCGUUUUGGGAAUUGAUUUGCAAUCGGAGAACGAUGAUUAUUAUGGUGAGUUGGAUCGUGUACUUGAGGGUGCUAAUGACGAUGAUACAAGCGUCAACGUUCCUCUCUGUUGGGAUUCUUUUCAAUUGGAGGAUCACAGGGAGGCCAAUGAAGACUUCGAGUGGGAGGAAGUGGACGGUCGCGUCGAUGAGAGAGAGUUUCUUAGCAUGUUCCUCGAUGCUGAGGAUGAGAGACCACCAGUUUUGGUCUCGGUUUCACCAGUAAUUGGUCCCGAAGAGGAAGGGAGUAUAGUGAGAGUCGGAGGGCUGGAGAAUCUGGGCUGGGAAGUUUUGCUGAAUGCUACAAAUUUGGAGAUGAACCCGGGACUGGAUGAUGAUGGUGAACCUUAUUUUGGUGAUCAUGAGGAUUAUAUUCAUAACGCCGAUGCGGAGUAUGAGAUGUUGUUUGGGCAAUUUGCUGAUUAUGAUAUAAUGGGUAGGCCUCCGGCUUCCAAAUCUGUGGUUCAGAAUUUGCCCUGGGUGGUUAUGACUCAGGAGGAUGUGGACAAUAACAAUGCGCUUUGUACAGUUUGUAAGGAUGACAUGAAUGUAGGGGAACAAGGUAAGCUGUUACCCUGUGCUCAUCGAUACCACCGUGACUGCAUUGUACCGUGGUUGGGGAUUAGGAAUACAUGCCCUGUUUGUCGGUAUGAAUUGCCAACGGACGAUGCUGAUUAUGAGCAUAAAAGGGAACAAAGGGCUAGCCGCAGCGCAUGAUGGUAACUUGUUGUCGAAUUUGAUUUUGAAAAUCUUUUUCAUUGAGCAUUAGGUUGUUAAAAAUGUAGAUAUUGUUAUGGAAAGAGUCCAUUUCUCUUUGUGAGGAUAAUGCGAUUCUUGAUUAUUUUUUGUGUUUUGAUGAGAGUAUAAGAAUGUUUGUUACUGGUUUGUACUUUUUUGGGUUGUUCGUAUUAAUCAAUUUCAAUAAGUUAUGCA
Messenger RNA from Corylus avellana, 1775 nucleotides. Its product is annotated as RING/U-box superfamily protein. Gene Ontology annotation, cellular component: cytoplasm. Gene Ontology annotation, molecular function: ubiquitin protein ligase activity. NCBI's taxonomy places the organism in Eukaryota, Viridiplantae, Streptophyta, Magnoliopsida, Fagales, Betulaceae. Gene Ontology annotation, biological process: protein ubiquitination. The record is from RefSeq and is a predicted model, not a curated record.